Molecule: messenger RNA, 488 nt
Organism: Homalodisca vitripennis (glassy-winged sharpshooter)
Lineage: Eukaryota; Metazoa; Arthropoda; Insecta; Hemiptera; Cicadellidae
Product: proline-rich protein HaeIII subfamily 1-like
Exons: 1
Source: RefSeq, a predicted model, not a curated record
CCGCCCCCCCAGCCCACAAGCCCCCAGACCCCCCCCCCCAGCACCCCAGCAAGGGGCCCCGCCCCCAGCCCCCCCCCGGGCAGCACCCCCCCAAGGGGGAGCCCCCCCAAAAGAACCCCCCCAGCCCAGGCCACCCCACCCAGCAGGCCCAGAAACCCAGACCCCCCAGCCAACCAGCCCAGCAACAGCACCCAGCCCCACCACACGGGCCACAGAAAAACCCAAAAAGGGGCCCCCAACAGACCCCGACCCCCAGGCCCCCCAACCCCAAACCCAGAAGAAGCCCCCACCCACCCACCCCCAGACCCCAACCAGGGGCAGCGGGGACCACCCCAACCCCCCACACACCCCCCAAGCCAAAGGCAGAGAAGGGGACAGCCGGGCACACCCCCAACCCCCCCAGAAGCCCACCACCCCCAGCCCACCCCCCAACAGAAACCCCCACCAACAGAAAACCACACCCAGCCCACCACCAGCCCCCCACACAG